This is a messenger RNA of Mytilinidion resinicola, 1546 nucleotides long. RefSeq lists its product as uncharacterized. The transcript is spliced from 7 exons. The record is from RefSeq and is a predicted model, not a curated record. Bases 79 to 1275 code for a protein of 398 amino acids. NCBI's taxonomy places the organism in Eukaryota, Fungi, Ascomycota, Dothideomycetes, Mytilinidiales, Mytilinidiaceae.
CUCGUUUGCAACAACACAAAAAAACACAACACACCAAUUACAUCGACCAUAUGGCUCACGGCGGGCCUCAGCGUCAAGAUGCCGAGAGGAGCGAGAGGAAGUAAGGGGAACGUCGUGGCACAGAGAGCAAGAAGAGCUGCCAGAAAACGCGCAGCAGAGGCUCAGCUAGUACUUGCUGCUAGAGAGUGCGUCGCACGUGCAGCUAUACCCCCACCCUCGACGCCAGAAGUGGUAAAUCCGGCCAAUCCAGCUGGUCAUCAGGCCCGAAAACCGCCAAGGAAGACUCCCCAGAUUUUUAUAACUCGAGACCGUGCGCCAAAAUCGCGAAGCGUGUACUCACUCAGAGAACUGGCUAUAGAAGCAGGUCAAAAGCGAACGGCAGAGCAAGCGCAUCUAGAGCUUGCGAAUAGAGAAAAGCGCCGAAGGGACCUUGCAGCCACCUCAUCCUCUGGACAAGCAGUGCAAAACCUUACUCCAAACCCAGCUGUUCAGGUACAGGCUAAGUCAUCAGAGCAAGACCGCUUGGGAAUUGUAGACCGAGAACAACACGAUCGGAGACCGAUAGUUGCACCCCCACGUAGAGAUUCAGCUGUGGAUCCAGUUCAAAAAGAGACGACGAACCAAGGGCAGCUAGGAUCCGCAGCCAGCGGGCAAGCGGCCGACAUAGCACUACUUCUAAACGUAGCAGUUGAGAGUCCCGCAAGAACUCUGGGCAGGCGUAUAUCGAAUAUCCAGUUGAACUCUCGUUCUGAGAACAUGACUGGGGGAUCUUUCCUUCCACAGCAAGUUGCGGACGGUGAUGCGGCAAAACUAGAUAAAGACAUUCUAGCCGCAGCUAUCUUCGCUCCCGCCCCACCCUUCGAUAAGGAUGAGGAAGGUCUACAAGACAGAGAUGAUUUCCUACGAGACGCUAUCGCGAAUGUAGAAGUCCAUCACGAGAAAGUUCGGGCCAAUAUCGUAGCGUCGUGGUCCACACAAAAUCAGGACGUAGAACGCCAGCUCGAGAGCGUCCUUAACGCUACGUGCCAACCUGAGGACGACGAAAAGGCUGCACGCAUCGCGACCAUGCUAGCAAACAUCAGCACACCAUACAAAGUUGAAGACGGCUCAAGCACGUUGAUACUUAUCGGCGAGCUCUGGAUAGGAGAGGUAGCCUUAGAGGAAGCGGUGGUGUUGAUUCUAGAAGGACCAGCCACGGAGAUAUCGUUAUGGGCGAGUCACCAAUCUCUAGGCCGGGAAGUACCAUCCCUAUUCCCACUGUACGAGGAGGUAUGAACGCUGCAGCAAUCAACGGAGGCGAUACUGUGAUGGGCGGGACGGACGAAGCUUUGGCGCCACCUCCGCCACCACCCGCUCUUAAGGACACGUACCACCACGAUGCUUCGAGGGAUCCCAGAUUGAUGAAAUGAAUGACCUCGCUGGUUCUCCCUAUGCGGGAUUGUGGAACUUGCAAAGUUGAAAAGCAGCUCUCUGCCAUGGUCACGUAACGCCCAAAUCUUGGAAACAUUGGAGAUUUGGCUCUGUCGGCGUCGCUUCAUCAUCCAGU